Molecule: messenger RNA, 1008 nt
Organism: Penicillium cosmopolitanum
Lineage: Eukaryota; Fungi; Ascomycota; Eurotiomycetes; Eurotiales; Aspergillaceae
Product: trafficking protein particle complex subunit 13
Exons: 5
Coding region: 1-1008 (335 amino acids)
Cellular component (GO): TRAPPIII protein complex
Source: RefSeq, a predicted model, not a curated record
AUGGCCCGCCCGCGCGCUGCGUCGGGCGCCGACGCUCCCAAGGAACCCCAUGCGGUCUCUUUGAAAGUUCUACGUCUUUCGCGACCGUCACUAGCCCACCAAUCCCCUUUACCCAUCGCAAACACCAAGAUAUCCAACAAGGCGCCGUUGAGUUUCCCAUCCAUAGACUCCGACGACCAGUUUAUUCUCACCCCCAAUCUCACGCUCCCCCCAGCUUUCGGAUCAGUCUAUGUGGGCGAAACCUUCGCUUGCACCCUAAGCGCGAAUAACGAGAUAACAGUUGAUGAGACAGAUCGAGUGGUCACAUCUGUGCGGAUCGUAGCGGAAAUGCAAACACCUUCAUCCGUCGCCUCGCUAGACCUGGAUCCAGCGAGUGACUCGGCCCAGGUGGAGGGUCUCGCGACCGGCGAGUCAUUACAGAAGAUCGUCCGGUAUGAUCUUAAAGAAGAAGGAAACCAUAUUCUCGCCGUCAGCGUGAGUUAUACGGAGACGAGAAUCGGCCAGGACGCCCAGGCUGCUAGCGGUCGAGUCCGGACCUUCCGCAAGCUGUAUCAAUUCGUCGCGCAGCCUUGUCUGAGCGUCAGGACGAAGGCAUCUGAGUUACCGCCGCUGGAGGUGGAUAAUAAGUCGCUGGGUCCGUAUGGGAAGAGUCGUCUGCUCCGGUUUGCCCUGGAGGCACAGCUGGAGAAUGUUGGGGAUGGUGCGGUCGUUGUUAAGCAAACGAGACUAAACCCAAAAGCACCGUUCAAAUCCGUCUCCCUAAACUGGGACACCUCAUCAGACGACCCGGAAAUUGGGCCACCAACGCUCAACCCGCGCGACGUACUACAAGUCGCGUUCCUGGUGGAGCAGGAAGAAAACCGACAUGAAGGGCUAGAAGCCCUGCAGAAAGAUUUACGGAAGGAGGGGCGGGCGACGCUGGGCCAAUUAUCGAUCGAAUGGCGCGGUGCGAUGGGCGACAAGGGCUUCCUAACGACGGGCAACUUGAUGAGUCGGAAACGCACCUGA